Molecule: messenger RNA, 675 nt
Organism: Tetrapisispora phaffii CBS 4417
Lineage: Eukaryota; Fungi; Ascomycota; Saccharomycetes; Saccharomycetales; Saccharomycetaceae
Gene: NOP6
Product: Nop6p
Exons: 1
Coding region: 1-675 (224 amino acids)
Molecular function (GO): RNA binding
Source: RefSeq, a predicted model, not a curated record
AUGGCUGAAGAGGAAACGAAAAAACAGUUGACCAAGAAGCAAUUAAAAGCUUUAGAAUCGAGAAAAUCGAAAAAAGAUAGAGAAAAAACAAAAGAACUGAAGAGAUCAGUCGCUGACGAGCCUGCCCCAAGAACAAAUGCUGAUGGCGAACCAGCCAAGAAGAAGAGAAAAACACGUCGUGGCCAUGGCGGCAAAGGUAAGAGUGGAUCACAAAGUAAAAAUAGAUUUAUCAUUUUUGUUGGCAGUUUACCGAAGGACAUCACAGCUACUGAAUUACAGACACAUUUCAAAUCUAGUUCACCUGAUUUCAUCAGAUUGAGAAGUGAUAAAGGUAUUGCAUUUUUGGAAUUUGACACCGAGAAGGAUCUAAGUAACAUUCAGAGAAGAAUGGAUGUUGCUUUAUUACAGCAUAGAACAACAAUUAGAGAUAAAACCAUUAAUGUUGAAUUAACAGUUGGUGGCGGUGGUAACUCUAAGGAUCGUCUUGAAAAAUUACAAAAGAAAAAUGAAAAACUUGAUGUUGAAAGACAAGAAAGAGUACGUAAAAUGAUUAAAGAUAGUGCGAAAAAAGCAGAAUCUAAGAAUACUAGUAAUAAUAAUAAUAGCAGUAGUAAUGAAAAUGCACCAAAGACUACUAAUGGUAUACAUCCUGAUAGAUUAAAACUAAUUAAAUAA